AUGGCAUCCGCUGCUUUGCUCCAGUCAUGCUCGUCCCUUCGCACUCCUUUUCUCCUAAAAAACAGUCAGAAAUCUCUCAGCGCCGACAUAAGACCAAGGUUGAUACCUCGAGAAACCGUCAGGAGCAACCAUCCAGGGGAGUUGCUUGUUGAGGGCCUAGCUCGUGCAGAGAGGGAUUUACCGUGCAGAUUAGUCCGCGGAUCGCGCUCGUCCGUACGGUGCGCGGCUGCCGGCGAGGGCGAGAAGCCGAGCUCGUUCGCGAAGCAGUGGAGCCGCACGGGCGGCAGCAGCAGCAGCGAGAGCGCGAUUUCCGGCGCUGCGCGACGGAUUGCGGAGAAGGGCGGGCGGGGUGAGAGCAGGCCUUCGGGGGGGAAGAAUAAGCGGGGCGGCGGUAAGCCUGCGCGCGGGAGGGCAAGCGGGGACGCGCAGCAGGCGGGGGAGAACGGGGAUGGCGCAGGAGCGGAGGGGGAAGCGCGCGAGGGCGGCGGGAGCGGAAGGCGCGAGCGGCAGAAGCGCAGCCACGUCGUGCUGGAGCCCGCGGAAUUCCCGGAGCCAAUGAGUCGCGACCCGCACGUGGCGAUUCUGGGCGGCGGCAUGGCGGGGCUGAUGUGCGCGCUGGGGCUGGCGGAGCGCGGCAUCCGCAGCACCGUUUUUGAUACUGGCAAGCACGGGCUGGGCGGGCGGAUGGCCACUCGGGAGGUGGAAGUUGCUGGGAAGCUGCGCCUAUUUGACCACGCUGCACAGUUCUUCACCGUCACAGAUUCACGCUUCCAAUCAUACGUCGACAGGUGGCUGAAGGAAGGUGCCCUGCGGGUGUGGGAAGAGGGGCGCAUAGGCACGCUGCAGGCAGGGGGGGCAUUCUCGGAGCUCCCAACCCUUGGUGGUGGUGGCAGCAGUGGUGGUGGUGAAGAGGCGAGGAGGCUCAUCAGCCCCUGUGGCAUGAGGGCAUUCUGCGAGCACGUGAUUGCGGACAAGGUAAGGGAGGGCGUGGUGGGGGUGGAGCGGCCGGUGUGGAUAGGGAAGAUGAGGGCGAGGGGGGGCAAGUGGGUGCUGGAGGAAACAGGGCGCAAGGCAGGGGAGUUUGACUUCGUGGUCAUUGCACACAACGGAAAGUGCGCGAACCGUCUUCUCGCUCCCGCAGGCAUCCCAAAGAUUGCGAGACAGAUGAAGCGCCUCGAGCUGAGCUCCAUCUGGGCGUCGAUCAUCGCAUUCGAGAAGCCUCUGCUGGCCAAUGGCAGCGCGACACGUGGGCACUUCGAUGCCGCCUUCGUGGAGGGCGUGCCAGCUGUCGCGUGGAUGUGCAACAACACCGCCAAGCUGGGGGAUUUGGGGGGCGCAGGGAGAGGGGACGGCGGGGAGGGAUCGGGUGCGGUGCGGAGGGGUGAGGGCAUGGAGUGCUGGACGGUGUUCAGCAGUGCGGCGUAUGGCAAGCGCAACAAAGUGCCCCAGGAGAACAUCCCGCUAGCGAGGGCAGCGCGGGUGAAGGAGGAGAUGCUGGAGGGCGUGGCAGCGGCGCUAGGGCGACCCAAGGACUCGCUGCCUGCUGUGCUCUUCCACAAGAUCCAACUCUGGGGAGCGGCGCUGCCGCUGAACGCCCCGACAACAGCAGCAGGCGGCGGUGUGGAGUGCAUAAUGGACGCAUCUACUCGCGUGGGGCUGUGCGGCGACUGGCUGCUCGCCCCCUCCGUGCAGGCGGCUGCCAUCAGCGGGCUCGCCAUGGCUGAUAAGAUCGCAUCGUUCCACGAGGAUGCAGCGGCCAGCGAUCCAUCGCUCUUCUCGGUGGGCCUUGAUGCGUCCUUUGCAGCGGUGCCCGACACGCAUGACAUCGGCGCUUUCCCCGAUGCCACGCCUGCUGCUGCUGACUCGAAUGGCAGCACACAAGGUGUUGCGGCACAUGGGGUUCGAGUGGCUGCAUGA
This is a messenger RNA of Closterium sp. Naga37s-1, 1917 nucleotides long. Lineage: Eukaryota; Viridiplantae; Streptophyta; Zygnematophyceae; Desmidiales; Closteriaceae. The record is from the annotation of a GenBank genome assembly.